AUGAAGGAGCUUUAAAAAAACUCAAUCUUAAAACAAUGGCCACACUAUUAAAAAAUAUUGAAAUCUUCAAAAUAUUCUUAAUGGAAAUAGAAUGAUUUAAUUUGUAAAAGGAGCAUGUUUUAUCAUACCGCUAUUACUCUUAGUGUUUUUUAUGUGAUAAUUAGCCUAAUUGUAGAAAUUAUCAAAAUUGAAAAUAUGAGGAAUAUUGUACAAUUAACACUUUUUAUUGUCUUAGAGAUCAUAAUUAUAUGCAUCUACUCUUUUUGUAAGAAAAUAUAGAUUUACUUCCUUAUAUAAUAUUGCCUAAUUACGGUUUAUAUCUUGGUAACAGUAUAAAAUGAAGAAAAAAAUAAGAUUUUCAUAUUCCUUUAUUUGAUACUUGUUAAUAGUCAUUCUAACUUAAUAAUAAAGAUUUUGCUCUAUUUAUAUUUUAUCUUUACAAUCAUAUUUUAUUACAGGUUAGAAACUCUUGAAGUUUGUAUCAUAUGUUUAAUAGCAUUUAUUCAUAAUUCUUAAUUAGAAUCACACUUUAUAGGCAAUUAUAUAAAAUAGUUAAAGCUAUUAUCUAUAAUUGAAUAAAUGCCUAGUGCAGUUUGCAUCUUAGAUUAAAACACUAAAUAGAUAACAUAUUCGAAUUAAUUAUUUGAGAAAUUAGCUUAGACUUUAUAAGUGAAUGAUGAAUUGGCCUAAUCCAUAAAUAAUUAGAGCAAAGAAUAAUAGCAAAUUGAUUUUAUAAGAAAUCUAAAUUUAGAAGAAAUUAAAAAUGAUGGAUUUUAAAUUUCUGAUUUCAUACCCUAAAUAAAUGAUGAGGGAAUAACAGAUGAUUAAUAUAAGAUUAUUAAUGUAGAUUUUAAAAGAUAACCAUCAUAAAAUACUUUAUAAAAUGUAAGUUUUAUGUGUCCAAAUUCAGCCUCAUUAAAAAAGAAAUCUAAAGACAUCUUCAGUGAUAUCAAUACAAAUGAUUAUUUACUCAAUUCUUCUAGAAAAAGUUAUGUUACAACAAUACAUUUAUAAAUACAAAUAAGUCAUUAACCUAAAUCUUUUAUUUUAUCAGCAAAAACAAAAAGAAGAAAGAAAUCAUCAAAUAAUAUGAAUCUUAGUAAAUAGAGUUCUAGAAAUUUAGGUUAAUUUUCAAAAGCAUAAGAAAUGUAGAAUUCAAUAUAUUGUGACAAUUUGAAAUUAUCUCCAAAUCAUACAGAAACUCUUAAUCAUAAUUUAGUUGAACAUAGUGAAUAAUUUAAAUGUGUUAAUGAUGGAUUUGGAUAAUAAUCAAGUACUAAUCAUAAAGUUAGAUUGAUGGUCAAUUUGAUACAAAUUAGUGAUGUUUUAAAUGAAGAAUAAGAUUACUAAAUUUAUUGUAUUAAUGAAUUAAGUCCUUUACUUUUGUAAUAUACAGUAAAGAAAUUAGAAUAAGUCAAGAAAACUAUAAUGAGAUCAUUAUCUCAUGAAUUAAGAACUAGUUUGAAUGCUGUAAAUGGUUAUAUAAGUGAAGCUUAUGAAAGAAUAGAUAAUAUUCAAUAACUUAAUAAGAAUUUAGAAUUAUCAUUAAAAUACAUUAAUUUAAUGUAAUUAAAAUUAUAAGAUUUUUUUGAUUAUAGGGAUAUUUUAGAAGAUUAAUUUGAAUUAAAUAUUGAGAAGUUUGAUUUAAAUUAAGCUAUAAAUAUUUGUGUUGAUUUAUUAAAAGGUUAAUGUUAAGAAAAGAAAUUAAAUUUAAAUGUAGAAAUGCCAUCUGAAACUAUUAUAGCUAUAGGAGAUAAAAAUAGAUUUUAGUAAGUAUUGAUAAAUUUAUUAACAAAUGGAAUUAAGUUUACAUAGUAAGGAGGAAUAACAAUUUAAGUAAGUAGGGAUUUUUAGUUGGAUUCAAUUUCUGGAUUAGAGGAGGUUAAGGAAAUUAAAUUACAAUAAUUAGUGUAAAUUAGAAUUAUUGAUAGUGGAAUUGGUAUGAAAGAAGAAUUGAAGGGUAUACUCAAUAAAAAAGUAAGUCAAUUUUAUUAUUAUUAUUUAGUUUCUUUAUGUAGAUGAUGAUCCAAAAAUAUCUAAAGAUUCAGUUGGAAUUGGAUUAGGUUUGAGUGUUUGUUAAUAUAUUAUUAAAGCUAUGGGUCCUUAAGGAUUGAAUAGUUUAUUUUUAGAAUCAAUAAUAGGAGGAGGAUCAUAGUUUUACUUUUUUUUAAAUUAUGAUUCUAUAAAGAAGUAUCACAAUGAUGAAUUAGUUCCUGAACCAGAAAAUAAGGAAUAAACUAUAGUAAGAUUAAGUCCAACUAAGAGAAGUUUACUUAAAUCAAUGGUAUUAAUUUGUUAUUUGUUAUUUAUUAGGUAAUAUAACCAAAUAGUGUUUGUAAUUCUAAUGAUAUUUUAAUAGUUGAUGAUGAACUUUUUAAUUUACAAAUUUUGGCAAAUAUAAUUCGUAAUUUGAAUUCUCAUAAUCAGAAGUAUGAAAUUACAAUGGCUUUUAAUGGAUAUCAAGCUUUGGAGAAGAUUAAAUAAAAAAGAAUAUAAAAUUGUUGUUGUCUAGGAUUCAAAGCAAUAUUAAUGGAUAUUAAUAUGCCAAUUAUGAAUGGUUGGGAUUGUGUCAAAUAAAUAAGAAUAUUCGAAGAUUAAUAUAAAGUUAAGAGGAAAAUUCCAAUUAUAGCUAUAACUGGUUAUGGUGGAAAAAAAGAUUUAGAAAAAUGUAUCAAAUAUGGAUUUAAUUAUGUAUCUACAAAACCUACUGAUAAAUAAAAAAUAUUGAAGAUAUUUUAAGAGUUUAAUAUAUGA
Paramecium pentaurelia is the source of this 2754-nucleotide messenger RNA. NCBI's taxonomy places the organism in Eukaryota, Ciliophora, Oligohymenophorea, Peniculida, Parameciidae. The record is from the annotation of a GenBank genome assembly.